Molecule: messenger RNA, 1971 nt
Organism: Centruroides sculpturatus (bark scorpion)
Lineage: Eukaryota; Metazoa; Arthropoda; Arachnida; Scorpiones; Buthidae
Gene: NELF-B
Product: negative elongation factor B-like
Exons: 11
Coding region: 127-1857 (576 amino acids)
Biological process (GO): negative regulation of transcription elongation by RNA polymerase II
Cellular component (GO): nucleus; NELF complex
Source: RefSeq, a predicted model, not a curated record
GCGCCAUCUUUCGCGAAAUUUAAAAAUUAGUUGUAUGGAGAUCAUGUUGAAUUGUUUUUAUACCGGCUGGCGGAUCCUUUGAAAACAUUUAUAAGAAGAAAGAAUUAUUUGUUUUAAAAAACUAGAAUGGCUGGAUUGGAAGAAGUUGGCAUUCCUGGUAAAGAAUAUUUGCGUGAAGCACUUACAAACUGUUCUGAUCCAGUUCGUGCCAUUGAAGAAUUUCAAACAGAAAAUGGAAUUUUGUUACCAUCUCUUAGGCCAAUGCUACCACUGCUAGACCUUCAUGGUGUGAGAAGACUUGAAUUUCAUACAUCAGUUCUAGAAGAACUAAAAGAGCAACUAUUGAUGCAAAUUGAAAACCUUGGAAAACAAGAGCAUGACAAUCAAGAAAAGGAGAAAAAAUUAAAAGAGCUGUUACAGAAAAGUUUUCCUGUUAUUAAGAUUCCCAUACUACGACCUGUAGUAAUGUGUAUAUUAAAAAAUAUGAAUCAAGUGGAUGAUAAAUAUUUGAAACAGUUAGUAGCUGAUAAACAAUUUUAUGAAGAAUGUGCUGUACAGGUAAAAAGACAGAUCUGGCAACAUAAUCAGGCUUUAUUUGGAGAUGAAGUUUCACCUUAUCUUAGCCAAUACACUAAAGAAAAAGAAGAAGUAUUAUUUAAUCAUACAGACCCUACAGCACAGUUUUUUAUUCCCUCCCCUAAACAACGCAGGCAAGGAAAAGUAGUACAAACUUUAUUGACAAUGAUUGGAAAAAAUGUUAAAUUAUAUGAUAUGGUUCUACAGUUUUUACGUACAUUAUUUUUACGAACUUCUAAUGUUCAUUAUUGUACAUUGAGAGCAGAACUUCUUAUGGCACUUCAUGAUCUUGAAGUACAAGAAAUUACCUGUGUUGAUCCAUGUCAUAAAUUUACAUGGUGUUUAGAUGCUUGCAUACGUGAGAAAAAUGUAGAUGUUAAACGUUCCAGAGAACUGCAAGGUUUUUUAGACAGUAUUAAGAAAGGACAAGAACAAGUUCUUGGGGAUCUUUCAAUGACACUGUCUGAUCCUUAUGCAAUUAAUUUUUUGGCUUCUUCAGCUUUGAAAAUUCUUGGUUAUUUAAUCAAUGUUGAAAGUCUUCCAAGAGAUAAUCAGGUGUUGGUUCUUUUGCUUAGAAUGCUUGCAUUAGGAUUACAAGCAUGGGAUAUGAUUAAUAGUCAAACAUUUAAGGAGCCAAAAUUGGAUGUACAAUUAGUCACCAAAUUUUUACCAGCACUUAUGUCCUUAAUGGUAGAUGAUCAGGUACGCAGUAUUAGUGCUAAAUUACCACCGGAUGAUCGUGAAACUGCUAUAACAACUAUAGAACAUUCAGGACCUCCUCCAGAUGCAUAUCAAGCUUAUGUUCAAGAAAAUGGAGUAGCAAGUGUUUUAGCUAUGUAUCAUGCAUUACAUACAGCUCGUCAAAGGGAUCGUCUUGGUUUAAUGAGGAUUCUAGGCACACUAGCAAAUUGUGAGAAGAAUCGUGCCUUUGAAGAUCCAUUUCUUCAUUCUUUAGUAGCAUUGUUAAUUCCAAUGGCAGAUGAAUUUGCAGCUGAAGACUUUUGUACAGUAGUAUUUGAUGAAUUUUUUCUUACUGGAAUUAUGCAUGAAAAUGUUGUUUAUCACCUUUUAAAGUUGUUAUGGUAUGUUCAUCUGAAACUACCUCCUAGUCGAUCAGAUGGAAUGAUAAAAGCAUUGCAGCCUGUUAUUAAGAAUGAGAAUAUGCAGUCACUUUUUAAUUCAUUGCAAGAAGCAGUAAAAUCCCAUCAACCUGUUAAUUCACAACAAAAUUUAACGACAGAUUCUCCUCUUUUAAAUGUUCCUGCGCCCUCUUUUGUGUAGUAUUUUAUGAAAAAAUUUUAUAUAAAUAUAUACUUUGUAUAACCUCAUCCUUUUAAUGAAAGAAACAGAUAUUAAAAUAUAAAUUUUCGUCUACAAAUACAUAUCUUCUAAUAU